This is a messenger RNA of Plectropomus leopardus (leopard coralgrouper), 2693 nucleotides long. It is a transcript of the gene fus, whose product is annotated as FUS RNA binding protein. Gene Ontology annotation, molecular function: RNA binding. The record is from RefSeq and is a predicted model, not a curated record. Lineage: Eukaryota; Metazoa; Chordata; Actinopteri; Perciformes; Serranidae. Gene Ontology annotation, biological process: regulation of DNA-templated transcription.
AUAGGGGCUCGUGCAUCCAUCUUCAUCUCAAUCACGCUCCUCCUCCUCCUCUUCGGUUCAGUCCACAUCACACCGUGUGGUUGGCUUUACCAGAGGUUAACUGCUGUUCCCCGCACUUCGAUAUGGCAUCUAACGAUUAUUCCCAAACUUCAGGCCAGGGCUAUGGGUCCUAUGGUGGAGGUGGGAGUGGUGGUGCUAACCAGGGCUAUGGUCAGUCUUCUGGCCAGAGCUACAGCCAGCAGGGCUACGGAGGCUACAACCAGGGCUCUGACAGUAGCCCUGGCUCCUACAGCCAAGGAGGAUAUGGCAGCUAUGGUCAAUCCCAGUCAGGAUAUGGAUCUCCACCGUCUAAUCAGGGUGGUGGUGGUGGUGGUGGUGGUGGUUAUAAUCAAUCCUAUAGCUCUGGAGGCUAUAACAACAGCAACCAACCCUCCAACAUGAGCUACAACCCUCAGUCUUCCUUCUCUGGGUACAGCCAGCAGCAGCCUCCGCCUUCAUCCUCUGCAGGCUAUGAAGGUAACUCACAAUCUUCUGGCUACAACCAGCCACCCAGUGGUGGACAGAGUGGAGGUUACGGUGGAAGUGGAGGUCAGACUGGUGGCUAUGGGGGCAGUGCGAGCCACCAACAACCAUCCCAACACGGAGGAGGUCAUUACAAUCAGCCGCCAAGCUACAACUCGCCCCCUCCACAGAGCUACAGCCAGCAGAGCCAGUAUGGUCAAGGUGGAGGAUUUGGAGAUGAAAGCCCCCCGAUGAGUGGAGGAGGUGGAGGAUAUGGUGGUCCUGAUGGAGGUUAUGGAGGUCAAGAUGGCCGUGGUGGCCGGGGCCGUGGGGGUGGAUUUGGAGGCCGUGGUGGUGGCGGAUAUGAUCGUGGUUUUGACCGAGGUGGCCGAGGUGGACCAAGAGGACGAGGAGGCAUGGGAAUGGGCGAUCGUGGAGGAUUCAAUAAGUUUGGUGGACCAAGGGACCCGGGACAUGGGGGACCCGGCUUCAUGCAGGACCAGGAUAACUCUGAUAAUAACACCAUCUUCGUACAAGGCCUGGGAGACGACUACACUGUUGAGUCAGUGGCAGACUUUUUUAAGCAGAUCGGCAUCAUCAAGGUCAACAAGAAGACAGGCCUACCUAUGAUCAACCUGUACACAGACAGAGAGACUGGGAAGCUGAAGGGAGAGGCCACAGUGUCCUUUGAUGACCCCCCCUCAGCUAAGGCUGCCAUCGACUGGUUUGAUGGCAAGGACUUCAAUGGAAAUCCUAUCAAGGUGUCAUUUGCCACCCGUAGAGCUGACUUCGGAGGCCGAGGUGGCAUGAGGGGAGGCCGAGGACGAGGAGGGCCGAUGGGUCGUGGUGGAUUUGGAGGUGGUCGAGGUGGAGGUUUCCCAGGAGGCAAUGGAGGCAAUGGGGGCAGUGGAGGAGGAGGAGGUGGAGGACAGCAGAGAGCUGGAGACUGGAAGUGUUCGAACCCCAACUGCGGCAACCUGAACUUCUCGUGGCGUAACGAGUGUAAUCAGUGCAAGGCCCCAAAACCUGAGGACGCUGGUGGGAUGUCCCCAAUGGAAAGAGGAGGUUACGGAGGUGAGCGCAGAGGGGGAUUUGAUCGAGGUGGCUUCAGGGGCCGAGGUGGUGACCGUGGGGGCUUCAGAGGGGGCCGAGGAGGCGAUCGGGGAGGAUACGGCCCAGGGAAGAUGGACGCAAGGGCUGACCACAGACAGGAUCGACGGGGCCGUCCCUACUAAAUCAUCCAUCAAUCAAACUCUCGGAAGCAACCCCCCCCCCCCACCUCAUGAUCAGUGUUGAGUAUGUAGAAAACUGUGACUGUCCCUGUUUUUUGUGUUUGCUCUUGUUCAUGUGACUCUUCAAUCAAUGCUCCCUUCUUCUGCUCAGUGAGGCCUCGUUUAGAAAAUCUUUUUUAUAUAUAUACAUAUAUGAAAGAGUGAUUCACGGCAAAUGUGUCCUAUUUUUAAUUUCUCUUGAACUGCUGUACUCACAUGAAUAAAUCUAAUCAGGCACUUUUAUCUAAUAAGUGAGAAUAUUUGUGAAUUUUAGCAUUUAGAAAAUUUAUCAUUAAAAUAAAUCCAGAGGAUCAAAGCAGUUUUUCUAGUUUUAAAGUAAAGACAAAGUUGAAUAUGCUGUUAACAUCAGAGCUACUGCUGUACUCUGACCUGUUGUGAACAUAACUUUACAGUGUAUUGUGCAGUUAUAACUGACACUUUAAAUGCCCUUGUGUUGGGCUUUACUUUAAUGUUUAGCAGCCUGGGAGUUUAAAAAGCUGUCAGACGGCUCAUGUUGUAAUCAUGUAGCUUCCACUGUUGCCGAGUGCUCAGAUGUCAACGAUUGGCGGGCGGCGUAAAAACCAGUCUCUCCUGCAGUUAUACACUGUAAAGAAAGCAAAACCAGAAACUCAUUUUUGCUUUUUACUGUCAGCUACUGACACAAAUUGAGCUCAUCACACCUGUCACAUUCACUGCAUGAAUGAUUUUAUUUGAGAUGCUAACAUCCAACUCAAAUGUUUUAUUACUGUUCACUCUCUGGUUCUAAAAGCAGUAAAAUUUGUAAACGAGGCCUCAUGUCUCUGCAGAUUUAUUCUAGAUGUUUUGUUCAGACAGAACUCUCACUAGUGUAUUUAUUAUUUAUGAGCCGUUUUUGUAUUGUGCAUGUGCUGGUUUUCAAAUGAAAGUGUUGAUAAAACCAAA